AUGCUUGCCUCUCUUCUUCGUCCCAAGAAGCGACGAGAUCACGCGCAAAACACACAGUUCGCAUCACCGUACGCUACCGACGAGUCGCGAUGGCCAUUGCUGAAUGGAAACCGGGGAUAUAACGGGCAGGGAGAUAAUGACGAGGAGAGCACUGAAGAUGAAGAUGCCGACGGGGAAGACGAGGACGCUCCCAUCGAGUCCACGCCUCUUCUUCCGAUUUUCUCAGCUCCUCACCUAGACGCCCUACCUAUUUUCGAUGUCACACGUUCCAUUCGGUCACUGAUCAUUGCGCGGUGUGAUGUCAAUUUGUCCUGGGAACAACUGCGCUCGCCCCAGAUAUCGCAGUUUCUGGUGAAACCCAUCCAGCAAAAAAUCAAAGAAGUGCACUUCUCUAGAGCCACUCUAUACGCACUGAUGACAAACUGCUUACAAUUUGACCGGGAAGUUCACUCGAAUCCUGGAAAUAGUGGAACGAACCAAACAAGAGCGAUGGUAUGCGAACUUAUCGCUAUCAAGCUGCUCAGAGACUACACUACGCGCGAGUUGAUUGAUGCUCUGUCGUACGACUUUUAUCCCCUUCAGGGGCAAAAGGUGGAUGACAACAGAUGGGCAUCUGCAGGCGGAGGUAAACCGCGUCCUAGUGCUGCUCGAAUAUCAUGCCUUGAGAUUGCCAUUCGUGCCCAGGCGAAACGCUUCUUGUCGCAUCCUUUGGUUAUCAAACAGCUCGAGGCUAUUUGGGCCGGCACGAUUGUCUUCCACUCUGUCGCGGAUAGCCUUCAUCGCGCAUCCGCACAGGCUCGAAACCCAGUCUCUUACGGUGCCACUUCUAGCAACAAUACCCCGAGAGUUUCAGACAAAAGCGCCUCCGAUACAUCACGCCUACGGCGGUCUGUGACACUCUAUAAUCCGCGUGAUGCUUCGCCGUUUAAGCUCUCCCGUUUACGAGUUCCCCGCUAUAGGCAAUUUCUCUCUACGUGUUCUUUCGCCGUUCUUCUUUGUCUUUUCCUUGCCGUUCUGCAAGAGCGGAGCAUUGGCAUCACGUCACUAGAAGUUCUGUUCUGGUUCUGGAGCGCGGGGUUUAUGCUGGAUGAAUUAAUCAAUUUCAACGAGCAAGGCUUUAGCCUCUAUCUCAUGAGUUUCUGGAACAUCUUUGAUAUUGGCAUUCUGGCGCUUCUAUUUUGCUUCUACUGCAUGCGGCUAUAUGGUGCUGUGGUGCCAUACGCACCCAAGGAGGCAGUCGCCGAAAGAGCGUACGAUAUUCUGGCUGCAAAUGCAGUGCUUCUCUUUCCGCGACUCUUUUCGGUGCUGGAUCAUUACCGUUAUUUCUCACAAUUGCUAAUCGCAUUCCGAAUCAUGGCUUCCGACCUAGUGGCGGUCUUUGUUCUGAUCAUUAUCGCCUGCAGUGGGUUUCUGGUGGCCUGUCUUAGCAUCGGCCAAGAUGAGACUCCGGGGUCCGUGGCGUACGCCCUGUUCCAGAUGGUCAUGGGCUUUACCCCUGCUGCAUGGACGCUUUGGGACGAAUAUGGUGUCCUUGGAAGGGCGAUCUUGACCAUGUUCCUGUUUAUAUGUCAUUUCGUGAUCAUGACUAUACUCAUCACCGUCCUCACAAAUUCCUUCAUGAGAAUUGUACAGAAUGCCAACCAGGAACACCAGUUCUUGUUCGCCGUCAAUACAAUCUCGAUGGUCAAAUCUGAUGCGCUCUUCUCAUACGUGGCGCCAACGAAUAUCUUCGCCUGGCUCAUUACUCCGCUUCGAUGGCUGAUCCCGUUCAGGCAGUAUGUGCGGCUCAACCGGACCAUUAUCAAAAUUACACACAUGCCAAUCUUGUUUACGAUUUGCGCGUACGAGAAAACGAUUUUAAGCCCACAAAUGAUUGAAUCUACCGACCUCAUCGAUUCCUCUACUACCACAAAUCGUGCUCCUCAUCGAUUGAGGGGCUUGAGUACGCGUGUAUCAAGACUGAUUCGAGAACCGUCUGUGGCUACCUUCCAGCAAGACCGAGCCUUGGCCGAAGUGUUCCGUCAACCAUUUGGCGGAAGAUCCAACCGGAGCCCUGAGAGAGCCAUCGACAAGAAAAACCACCUAGUUAACCAUUGGAUGCAAGGCAUGGGUUCUGGCCCGGUUAACCCACCCGAUGAGCAAGACUCUGAUGUAGUUGACCGACUUGAACGUCCCAAAGGCCGCUUCCCCUUUCGACGGAGACAAGCCCGCAGUCUUCGUGACUUUACAGUCUCUGAGACCGAGGAUCAUAUACCGCAAGCAAUCUCCUCUCCUGUCACACCGCGCAACGGGAGGAGCGUGCUACCAGAGAGGGCAAGACGGCUCUCUCAUCACACGGACAUUGAAGGUGACAACGAGCUUACGAGCGAUGACAAUGCUAUGACUGAACAAAGGUCGGACCAUAAUUCUAGCAACAAUUCUGGCCAUAAUAGGACUGUGGCCCAGGGCAAAGCUACGCCGAAAUUCUACAGUUCCCGUCCGUCUACAGCAAAGCAUAAGUCCCGUAAGAACAGUCCAAACCGAUUUUCUCGGCAUCACUCACGGCACCCGUCUGGUGCUACAAUUCUCUACAACCCCAUAUCAUCAAGUCACGAUGGAGAAAGCGACACGGUAUCGCCCUCAGUCCGACCUCGAAUCAUACCAAGUCACUCAUUUUCCGUGGUAUCCAUGAAUCGCAACACACUGGAAAGACGACACAGUCUAGAUGCCGGCAGAACCCUCAACUCAAACAUAUUCCGCUCAAAUCCCAUGUCAGUGCCGAACAUCGGUAACGUCAUCGGAUCCGAUCACGGUAACGGCCACGGCCACGGCUCAUGGCAUCACGAAGCAUCCGCACUCGAGGGCCUCGGCUCAGACCUAGGUGAUGGCAAGGCCAUCGCCAACGGAUUUGUUGGAGGCGCACCCUCGAGCUUCACCACGCAAAUGGCGUACGCAACAGGCGGCAUCCGACGCAGAGACAGCCCGAACCGAAACCAGGAUCUCCUCAGCAAGCUCGUUCUGGCCCGCAUGAACAACAUUGAAGAAGGAUUCCGCGAGGUGAUCAAGGAGGUUAAAGACCUCCGGUCUAGCCGCAACCAAAGUGGCGCUGACGAGCAGCGGUCUGGCCAACGAGACAAGCAGAAGAGGAAGAAGAAGGCUCCUGGAUCGAAGAAGAGUAAGACGAGUGAUGGGACUCGCACUGCGGAGCCCACUCUCGCUGGAAACGGCUCGGAUAGCGACGCAGACGAUGAUGUAUAA
Messenger RNA from Aspergillus mulundensis, 3237 nucleotides. RefSeq names its product ion transporter. The record is from RefSeq and is a predicted model, not a curated record. Bases 1 to 3237 code for a protein of 1078 amino acids. The transcript has 2 exons. Lineage: Eukaryota; Fungi; Ascomycota; Eurotiomycetes; Eurotiales; Aspergillaceae.